AUGUUCAAAACAAUAUUCGAACAUUCUCUUUUUGCAUUAUUUCUUUUGGCAUUUGCUACUGUUAUUUUUAUACCGUCUUUAGUUAUUGGAUCAAUAGGAGCACAUCGUCUACGAAUUACUCGACAACAACAAUAUAUUUAUACAAGUACAACAUGUUUCGUUUCGAACAUGUCAGAUGUAACACUUUCCUAUGAUUGUAAUUGCGAUGGAUGUCAUCCAUCAACAUGCUAUGCUGAACAUUUUGCGGUUCAGUAUCAAAUUGAGAAUGGUACAAAGAUAUCCAGUAUAAUUAAUAUUGAUCAGAUACCAGAACUAUUACAAAUUCAGAUUAACAAUAAUUACACAUGUUUUUAUGAUCGAACAGACGCCACUAAAGUUCAAUGGUUAAUGCCCAGUGAACGGCCUGCAUUAGCGAUGCUUAUUGUUGGUUUUGGUAUAUCUGUGGGCACUUAUAUUGUUGAAUAUGAUUAUAUUGCCAAAUCAUCUGAUGAAUUAACUAUAAGAAAAGGAGAUAUUAUAACAGAUGCUAUACCAGCUGAACAAGGAUGGCUCAAAGGAGAAUGUCGUGGAACAUUUGGUCAUUUUCCAGAAAAUUUUGUUACUCCAUUGACAAAAGAGAAAGCUAAAAAUCGAACAUUUGCAAAUGAACUUGGAGCACGAUUACAAUCGGCUGUUAAUGGAAAUAAUGUCGGUAAUAAGAGUGGUACAUUAAGAAAACGACCUACAAAUGAUGAUACUCUUUUUCAAUCACAACAAUCAAACAAUUUACCAAAUGGAACUUUAUUUCAAGUUAAAGUAGCAUAUAUUUAUACACCUGUACAUGAAGAUGAAUUAUCAAUUAAUCCAAAUGAUAUUAUUAAUGUCACACGAAUGGUCGAAGAAGGUUGGUAUGAAGGUACUCUCAAUGGUAAACUUGGUUUGUUUCCAUCAAAUUAUGUCACACGUAUUACUGAUGAAACAAAUCAUAAAAAAGAUCCACCAAUUAAACGUAAACCAGUUAAUGGUCUUAGCGCAUUAGUUAAUAAAGAAGUCAAUAAAUCAGUUUCACCAACAUCAAUAGAUACUCCACAAUCUCAACAAAAAACUCCACCGACGCCACCAUUAUCAGCGUCGAAAAAGUCAACACCAGUAAAAGCUCGUGUUUUAUUUGAUUAUAAAAAAGCAGCUGAUGAUGAGUUAACUUUAACAGUUAAUGAUAUUGUUACGAUACUUGACAAACAUCUUGAAGAUGAAGGAUGGUGGAAAGGUGAACUUCAUGGUCGUGUUGGAGUAUUUCCUGAUAAUUAUGUUGAAGAAAUUCCAGCAUCAUCAAUAAAUACAAAGCAUCGACCAAAUACACCUGAAGCAGGAGCAAAAAAUCUUUCUCAAACAUUACCAAAAACAAAAAUAACUAAUGGAGAUUCAUCUCAUGAUUUUUCAAAUAAUUCUCAUCAUACAAAACCAACAUCGAUUAGUGAUGAAGAAGGAUAUUCAUCACGUAAUCAUUAUGCAGAAAUCAAUAAUCUUGAUGCUGUCGGAACAACUGAAAAACUUAGUGGUUUUAAUAAACCAAAACCUUUAUCAGCUAAACGACCACCAUCAUCAACAAUACGAAAAAAUGAAAAUGGAUUGAGUAAAACAACAGGUUCACUCGAUGAAACAAAUCAUAAUAAUCGUCCACAAUUUAAUGAUAUUAAGAAUGAAAAUAAAGUUCAUACACCAUCACCUCCAUCAUCUCAACGAGAACCAGGACAAUUAGAAUCUCCACGAUAUACAAAUCGUCCAUCGUCUCUUCAUUCAGCAUUGAUGAAUAAUAAUAAUCAUCAUACAAAUUCUUCUCUCAAUGGUACAACAGAUUUAUCACAAACAGCAACAAAUUCUUCAUAUAUUAAUGGAAAUAUGUAUAAUAGUAGUACAAUAACAAUUGAACAAUUACAUAAAGAUUAUAUGAAAAUGAAAGUUUCUAUGGAUGAAAUGAAGAUAAAAUUUGCUGAUCAAAUACGUGAUCUUGUUGGUGAAUUAGAUGAAGAGAAAAAAGCACGUGCAACAUUACAAAUUGAACUUGAACGUCUUCAAAAACAAAUACACAAGUCUGCUCUUGUUAAUUAA
This is a messenger RNA of Adineta steineri, 2088 nucleotides long. The record is from the annotation of a GenBank genome assembly. Lineage: Eukaryota; Metazoa; Rotifera; Eurotatoria; Adinetida; Adinetidae.